Molecule: messenger RNA, 1347 nt
Organism: Jaminaea rosea
Lineage: Eukaryota; Fungi; Basidiomycota; Exobasidiomycetes; Microstromatales
Exons: 4
Coding region: 1-1347 (448 amino acids)
Source: RefSeq, a predicted model, not a curated record
AUGUCGCCUAGCGAGGCUGAGCGUGACGAAUCCAGCCCGAAGAGGUCGCUAGCGACGCUUCUGACCACGAGGGAGACCCUUCGUUCGGUACGGACGCUGAAGAAGCGUCCAACGUCUUUCCUAGAUGACGACGACGACAAAGGCGCCGAAGGCGACGAUGAGGAGCUGCCGCCGGCUCGAAAGAAGACCAAGAAGACUAAGACGACGCCCGCUUCCCGAGUCGCUAGCGGUUCCCAGCGCCGUCGUCGAGGUACCGUAAGGCCAACGAGCACGGCUGGGUACCGAAAGACGCAGCCCUGCAACCCACCCGAAUUCUACCAGCAGUUCUGUCUAACGUGUGGUAGUUCUGCGGUUUGCGAGAUGGCCUUACACGGCUCGUCUUGUCGUCGGUGCCAAGAGAAGGGAUUGACCUGCGAUGCUGGCGGACGAGUUCCCGCCUUCCGAGGCCCCAACGCUCGUCAGGCCAAACAAGCUUGGACGACUGUGGCGACGCGACGCAACCCCGAUUGGUUCCUCAAGGACCCUCCUAGGAACUUCACGCCCGCUCCUUGGAAGGCGAUCGACGUAAAGACGAUCGGCGAGCGCUACGGCUCGCGCGGUAACAAGAGAGCUGUCCUGGAUCCUUUGCGCACAAGUCGCAGUGCGGUUGAAGCGGCGCUCCCUCGAGCUGAGCUAGACGCGUCGGACGGUCGCCUCGCCAUGGCGUUUUACGAGUAUGUCCUCGUGUGUUACGACGAGUUGGUUACCAACCCUGCGAAGCUUCGAACGCAAGCUCAGAGGGGCAAGAAGCGAGGUUCGGGCGGCCGAAGGAGGGGUGGUCGCGGAGCAGCGGUUGGCGACGACGGUGCCGGAACCGACUACGACGACUAUCUCUCUUCGCACGACUACCAUGACGGUCUGACUUCUGUCGACGAGUCUUCCGACAACGACGACGACGAGGAGGCGGCUGUUGCUCAGGAAGUGGCCGGUGGGACGCAGGGCAAGAGCGCUACCAAGACGAGCAGCCGUAAGCGUAAGAGAACGGCGUUCUCCAACACUCGCUCUUCUGAGGCAGGGCCUUCCGGCUCAACUGGUCGUGGUAACCGUGGCGCUUCCCCAACUACCGGUGAGGCGGCGACUACCAGCGGUGGAGGAGAUAAGGAGGCCGAAGUGGUGAUUCCGGCACACUUAGUGGGACCGGAGGAUAUGACGGGGGGCCCCGAAGCUGGGUCCGCCGGAGGUGGUAACGGUGAUAACACGGCCGGCGCCAGCUCUUCCCAGCGGGAGACUCGAGCUGCGCGUCGUGCUCGCGACGCGCUCGGAGUGGUGCUCCAGGCACCUGAAAGCCACUUCGCACCCACUGAGUAG